ACCAUUGUUUUAUAUAUUCCGCCCUUAAAGAAGAAGAAGAACGCAUCCGGAAGUUUACAUCCUUGGUUUUUAACCUUGCGUGUUCUUACUCAGUCAAACAACUGUCGAUAAAGACUUUUAGCCACAACGUUUGAAGAUCCACCUACCUACUAGCCUACCAUGGCUGAACCCAAGUCUAUGGAGUCCCCAGGUUCUGGCUGUGGUGUUCCACCACAGAGAAGCUCACAGUGGUGUCCAGAGAUGGUGUCAGUGAAGCUGGAGGACUGCAGUCAACCACUGGAAGUCAAUGUGAUUGUGAUAGGGGAAGAGAGAGCAGUCAAAGAGGAGGAGAUGGAUGUUAAAGAGGACCAUAAGGAGAUAGAGAUUAAACAGGAGGUGGAGGAGAAGAGAGCGGUCAAAGAGGAUGAGAUGGAUGCUAAAGAGGACCAUAAGGAGAUAGAGAUUAAACAGGAGGUGGAGGAGAAGAGAGCGGUCAAAGAGGAAGAGAUGGAGAUUGAAAAGGAAAACAAGGAUACAGAAGUCAAAGAAGAGCUGGAGGAGAAUGCAGUCAUCAAGGAGAUGGAGGAGAGAGGUGUGAAAGAGGAUGAGGAGACAGAAGUCAAAAAGGAGACAGGACUAGAAGAAGAGGAGGAGAGAGAAGUCAAAGAAGAAGAGGAGAACAGGGACGUGUCUGAUCCAGACCUAGUGGAAGAGGAGGCAGCAUUAGAUAGUAUCACUGACCCAGGAGAGAUCUCCAACCCAGGUUCAGACAGUGAGCCCAGUUCCACAGCAUCAGGAAAGCAUCAACAACACGAACAGAGGAACUCAAGACAGAAACAUCACCACUGCAUGGACUGCUUCACUAGUUUCUAUGAUCCAGAGGAGUUGAGAAGGCACACUUGUAGGCCCCAACCCUGCUCAGAUUGCAGAGGCAGUUCCGUGUGUCCAACUCACCUCAUACCACGCAAAAAGACUAUCAAAAGAAAGAAGACUUACCCCUGUGGUCAAUGUGGGAAGAGUUUUCAGGCACCAAGCAAACUAAAGAAACACCAGAUAACUCACACAGGAGAGAAGCCUUUCCACUGCUCUGUAUGUGGGAAGAGUUUUCCUCUUUCACAGACCUUAAAUAGACACCAGCUGAUCCACACAGGAGAGAAGCCUAUCCACUGCUCCCAAUGUGGGAAGGGCUUUAAGCGACCUGAUUCCCUGAAAAAUCAUCUUAGAAUACACACGGGAGAAAAGCCUUUCCACUGCUCUCACUGUGGGAAAAGUUUCAGUCAUUCAAACUACUUAAAGACACACCAGCGAACUCACACAGGAGAGAAGCCUUACCACUGCUCCCAGUGUGGGAAGCGUUUCAAUCAGUCUUCAGAUCUAAAGAUACACCAGCGAACUCACACAGGAGAGAAGCCUCACAAAUGUUUUCAGUGUGGAAAGAGUUUUAGUCAUUCAAGCUACUUAAAGACACACCAGCGAACUCACACAGGAGAGAAGCCUUACCACUGCCUUCAGUGUGGGAAGAGUUUCAAUCAGUCUUCAGAUCUAAAGACACACCAGCGAACUCACACAGGAGAGAAGCCUUAUCACUGCUCCCAGUGUGAAAAGAGUUUCAGUCAGUUUUCAAGUCUGAAGACACACCAGCUAACUCACACAGAAAAUAGGUCACACCACUGCUCCCAUUGUGGAAAGGUUUUCAGUCUGUUGCACCACCUAAAUAGACACCAGCAAACUCACAAAGGAGAAAAGACUCACCAAUGCUCUCAAUGUAGGGAAACGUUUCAGUCAGUCAUCAAAUCUGAAGACACACCAGUUAAAGUAUCACAGCCCUGACACCGCACAGAGUUCUCUUGCUUUAGAAGAAAGUCAACACUUAAAAGUGUAUAUAUUUGCCUGGAUUUUCAGCCUAUUCGGGUGGGAUAGAGUAUUUGCCCCGGAGCAUGACAUCACAAUCUGAUCUGACCAAUCAUCUUUUAUUUGCAUAUGUAUCCUCAUAUAUUGAAGAGGUUUGUGGGGUAGGCUCUAGUGCAGGGUUCCCCAACUGGCUGCCCACGGGUGGUUUUGAUUGGACCCCCAAGUUUUCUGGUCAAAAAAAUAUAAUAAUGUAUCAUUUUUUAUUGUAGGAGAUUAGACUUUAAAACACCAGCCAAUCAGCUCCAAGUGAUUUGAAUUUUGAAAAUCUGUUCCCACGCUUAAGAUACAUUUGUAUAUGAUCACAUAUAUAUGUGUAAGCAAGGUUUGAAAUUAGGUUUUAAUAAAAUGUUAUCGGUUUGGGCUUCCUGUAUUCAAUUUGUUCUGGCCCCAUGACCAUCCUCGGAGAAAAAAAUAUCUGAAUCUUGAUGAUGAUCCAUCCCUGUUCUAGAGUCUAUAGGCGAUCCUAUCCACCAAUCAGGGCUGUGUAUGUAAAUAUAUUUCCAUUUGUGUCAACACGCCCCCACAAUCAGACUGAGCAUUCCAACAGCUAAAGGAGGCUCAGAGAAAUAAAUGAUAAACAA
Messenger RNA from Oncorhynchus mykiss (rainbow trout), 2471 nucleotides. The record is from RefSeq and is a predicted model, not a curated record. NCBI's taxonomy places the organism in Eukaryota, Metazoa, Chordata, Actinopteri, Salmoniformes, Salmonidae.